Molecule: messenger RNA, 1013 nt
Organism: Carlito syrichta (Philippine tarsier)
Lineage: Eukaryota; Metazoa; Chordata; Mammalia; Primates; Tarsiidae
Product: olfactory receptor 145
Exons: 1
Coding region: 57-998 (313 amino acids)
Biological process (GO): G protein-coupled receptor signaling pathway; sensory perception of smell
Cellular component (GO): membrane
Molecular function (GO): G protein-coupled receptor activity; odorant binding; olfactory receptor activity
Source: RefSeq, a predicted model, not a curated record
CAGCAGUGGUCUCCUUCUAAAUGGUUAUUUUCCCUUUCCCCCACAGAAUGCCUUAAAUGAGAAUGGUAGCCGAGAAUUCUUCCUCUGUGACGGAGUUUAUCCUCGCAGGCUUAACAGAUCAGCUGAAACUCCAGAUCCCUCUCUUUUUCCUGUUUCUAGGUUUCUACAUGGUCACUGUGGUGGGGAACAUGGGCUUAAUAACCCUGAUAGGGUUGAACUCUCACCUGCACACCCCUAUGUAUUUUUUCCUCUAUAACUUGUCCUUCAUAGAUUUCUGCUAUUCCAGUGUUAUCACCCCUAAAAUGCUGAUGAGUUUUGUCUCCAAGAAGAACAUCAUCUCCUACACAGGGUGUAUGACUCAGCUUUUCUUCUUUCUUUUCUUUGUCGUCUCUGAGUCCUUCAUCCUGUCAGCAAUGGCAUAUGACCGCUAUGUGGCCAUCUGUAAACCACUGUUGUACACGGUCUCCAUGUCUCCCCAGGUGUGUCUGCUCCUUUUGUUGGGUGUCUAUGGGAUGGGCUUUGCUGGGGCCAUGGCUCACACAGCAUGCAUGCUGAGUCUGAGCUUCUGUGCCAAUAACCUUGUCAACCACUACAUGUGUGACAUCCUUCCCCUUCUUGAGCGCUCUUGCACCAGCACCUAUGUGAACGAGCUGGUAGUUUUUAUUGUUGUGGGCAUUGAUAUCGGUGUGCCCACAGUCACCAUCUUCAUUUCCUAUGCCCUCAUCCUUUCCUGCAUCCUCCGCAUUAAUUCCACUGAGGGCAGGUCCAAAGCCUUCAGCACCUGCAGCUCCCACAUAAUUGCAGUUUCUCUUUUCUUUGGGUCAGGAGCAUUUAUGUAUCUCAAACCCUCUUCUCUCUUACCCAUGAACCAGAGCAAAAUGUCUUCUUUGUUCUAUACCAUUGUGGUGCCCAUGCUCAACCCAUUAAUCUACAGCUUAAGGAAUAAGGACGUCAAAAUUGCUCUGAAGAAAACCUUGAGCAAAAAUUCAUUCUCCUGAGAAAGGGACAAUACU